CGCCCUCCGUCCGCCUGUCCGGCUCCCAUCAUUCGCCUGCAGCUCGCCGAGGAGACGGCAAGGACCACCGCGGGCUCUGCUCCCACCCACUUCGAGCUUCUCCCGCCCCGCAAUCCCGCUUUUCCACAGGGGUGAAGAUGAGUGCUGAUCCUGGUGAUGAGAUCCUGGUGUGUGCAGUAAAACUUGGAAAAAACUUGUGCCUCUAUUUUGAAGACGACGAUGAGCUGGAAUGUGAUGCCCUUUGCAAGGAAAGGACUCUGUGCAGAGUCCUUCGGAACGUGAACAGCCAGUUGCUGGUGGUUCGCCCGGAUCUCAACCUGGCAGCCUUUGAGGAUGUGACAGACCAGGAGAUGCAAUCUGGCCAAGGGAUGCACUUCACCAUCCACUGCUACAAAACCACCACCCCUGGAGCAGGGAUGCCUGUUGCCUUCAGUGUGCAAAUAGAAAACAAAAGUUAUUACAUGUGCUGUGAGAAGGAACGUGGGGAGAUGAUCGUUCGGUUCAAGGAAGGACAAGUUCCCAAGGACAUUCCUGGUGAAAGUAACAUCAUCUUUUUCAAAAAGAUGUUUACAUCGUGUUGCUCCAGAGCAUUUAAGUUCGAAUACUCGCUGGAAGAAGGAAUGUUCUUGGCCUUUAAGGAAGAAGGCUACUUAAGAAAAUUAAUCCUAAAGAAAUUGUCAGGAAAAGAUGGAGUGGAUGAAACCACGAAGAUAAGUUUAUCUGAAUUCAGUCAAAAUUAAAGUCACAACCUAUGAUGACAGAUUUCAACAGUUUUAAAAUAUAUUUUGGCUUUUUAUAAAAGAAACUUCGGUCUUUCUUUAUCCAAAACAAGCCAGUUUUCUGUUUUAACUACCAUAAAAGAAAUAAACAUUUAAA
Molecule: messenger RNA, 876 nt
Organism: Neopelma chrysocephalum (saffron-crested tyrant-manakin)
Lineage: Eukaryota; Metazoa; Chordata; Aves; Passeriformes; Pipridae
Gene: IL18
Product: interleukin 18
Exons: 6
Coding region: 138-740 (200 amino acids)
Biological process (GO): inflammatory response; immune response
Molecular function (GO): cytokine activity
Source: RefSeq, a predicted model, not a curated record